AUGUCUCUUGGAACUGGACUCGAGACUCUUGUAGAUCAAACAAUUUCAGUUAUCACAAAUGAUGGCCGGAAUAUAGUGGGAGUCUUAAAAGGCUUCGACCAGGCCACAAAUAUUAUCCUUGAUGAAUCUCAUGAGCGUGUUUACUCCACCAAGGCUGAUCCUAUAAGCAUUGUUGGGGAACUUGAUGAAGAGCUUGAUGCUCAUCUUGACUUGUCAAGUCUGAGAGCUCAUCCACUAAAGCCUGUCAUCCAUUGA
Molecule: messenger RNA, 255 nt
Organism: Dovyalis caffra
Lineage: Eukaryota; Viridiplantae; Streptophyta; Magnoliopsida; Malpighiales; Salicaceae
Source: the annotation of a GenBank genome assembly